GUUAGUUGCAAAAGACGAGUGGUCUGGAUUACCGAAGCUGAACCCAUUGUAAGAAAAAAACCGACUUCCGAAAUUGAGAAAAUAGAAAAUCCUAAUUUCUUUCUUCCUCUUUGUAGCUUUGCUUCUGUAUUCGCUUCUUCAGUUCUACACUCGCCCUUCUUCAGUUCUCUUACACUGAAGAAGAAAGGAGGAGGAGGAAUCUUUGAUUUGAAAGAGAAUGGAGGCUUACAAGAAAUGGGUUAGAAAGAAUAGAGAGUAUGUUCAUUCCAUGGAAUCUCUAGCGAAUGGAAUGACGUGGCUCCUCCCCGAACGCUUCUCCGCUUCGGAGAUAGGGCCAGAAGCAGUAACGGCUAUUUUGGGGGUAAUCACUGCUGUAAACCAACAUAUCAUUGAUACUGCUCCAACCCGUAAGCAGACAAGCUUUGUGGAGCCGUCGUUCCCUUGGUCUUUGUGCAUUUCUACACUUAAAGACUUGGAAACUUUAGUCGAAGUCGUCGCUCAACAUUUCUAUGGUGAUGAUAAGAAGUGGAAUUUUAUUGCUGUCACGGAAGCUACCAAAGCACUAGUUAGGCUAGCUUUGUUUCGCGAUGGUGGGUAUAAGAUGCUUUUGCAUGGUGGGGAGGUUGCGAAUGUGGAGAAGGGUACGAAUGCACUGGAAUCUCAUCAUGGAAUGGGGAAUUUCGCAAUGCCUGGUGGAUAUCAUGGCCCCAAUGGGCACUUUCACGAAUUUCGUGGCCAUGAUCCACGGAAUCUGGAAGGAAGAGCUUUGUCUGCAUUGAGCAGGUUCGGGGAAAAUGCGAAGAUGGUCUCUAACCCGACAUGGUUGAAUAGGGUCCAACACCAUAAUGAUCAACUCAUUGGGCCUCCUGCUUUGGCGAUCGAAAAGCCAACACUUUCUAGUAUUUGGUCUGAGAAGGGGCUCUCUGGUGGGUUAUUUGUGAUGGGGGAAGUUUUGUUUAUUAUGAGACCGCUUAUCUAUGUUCUAUUCAUAAGAAAAUAUGGUGUGCGUUCGUGGAUUCCUUGGCUACUUUCAUUGACCGUUGACGUCACUGGAAUGGGCAUUCUUUCACAUGUCACGAGCAUGGGUGGUAAUAGCAGCAAAAACUCUAUUCCACUUUCUGCUUCUGAAAAGGAUGAGGUAAAAAGGAGAAAGCUGUUGUGGGCGCUUUAUCUCAUGAGAGAUCCGUUCUUUAGCAAUUAUAGUCGGCAUCGCCUGGAGCACGUUGAGAAACUUUUGGGCCCUGUUCCACUUGUUGGAUUUCUUACAGCUAAACUUGUUGAGCUUCUUAUUGGGGCUCAAACGCGGUACACUUACAUGUCGGGAUCAUAA
This is a messenger RNA of Magnolia sinica, 1330 nucleotides long. Its product is annotated as peroxisome biogenesis protein 16. NCBI's taxonomy places the organism in Eukaryota, Viridiplantae, Streptophyta, Magnoliopsida, Magnoliales, Magnoliaceae. The record is from RefSeq and is a predicted model, not a curated record. Gene Ontology annotation, cellular component: peroxisomal membrane. The transcript has 8 exons. Gene Ontology annotation, biological process: peroxisome organization. Bases 218 to 1330 code for a protein of 370 amino acids.